Paramisgurnus dabryanus is the source of this 942-nucleotide messenger RNA. Lineage: Eukaryota; Metazoa; Chordata; Actinopteri; Cypriniformes; Cobitidae. The record is from RefSeq and is a predicted model, not a curated record.
AUGGAAAACAAAACAUAUUUUUACUUCAUGUUGUUUGAAAAUCUUGGGCAUAUAAAAUAUGCCUUGUUCAGUUUGGGAUUUGUUUUAUACUGUGUGAUCAUAAUUCUAAAUGUCGUUAUUAUUCUUUCAAUAUAUUUGGAAAGGACAUUACACCAGCCCAUGUACAUUCUGAUUUCAUGUUUGUCCAUUAACUCUGUGUAUGGUACAGCUGCCUUUUUUCCAAGGAUGUUGUCAGACUUGCUGUCUGAUACACACACAAUACCAUAUGAAGCAUGUCUCAUCCAGUGUUUUGUCAUUUUCUCAUAUACAGCAAAUGAGUUUGCAACAUUAAUGUUAAUGGCAUUUGACAGAUUUGUUGCAAUCAGUAAACCUUUACGAUACCAUAACAUAAUUACUUUAAGGGUACUAACUGUUUUAAUUUUUAUACACUGGAUUUUUCCAUUGCUUUGUCUUGGUAUCUCAGGUAUUUUAACUGCCCGACUGACAAUGUGUGAUAACAAACUGUGGAAGGUGUACUGUCACAAUUAUGAAAUUGUUAAGCUCUCUUGUACAAACAGUUUAAAUAGUAAUGUUUGGGGUCUCUUCGUAUUGAUAACAACUGCGGUUAUUCCUUUAUGUUUAAUAUUACAUUCUUAUGUUAAAAUUCUUAUCAUUUGUCAAAGAAGUUCAUCACAGUUCAGAAGCAAAGCUUAUCAAACUUGUAUUCCACACAUAGUGAUUCUUUUAAAUUUCUCAAUCGGCAUUAUUUCAGAAAUCACUUUAACUCGCAUUGUGAAUUUAGAAAUGCCUACAUGGCUGUCAGUAAUAUUUUCACUGGAGUUUCUUGUUGUACCACCAAUCCUUAACCCUCUUGUUUAUGCUUUAAACUUCACUGAUAUUCGCAAAAAAAUGCUUCGCCUCAUAAAACCAAAUCUGGUAAGACAUGUUGAUCUGAAGAUGUAA